Messenger RNA from Tetrahymena thermophila SB210, 1230 nucleotides. RefSeq names its product 50S ribosome-binding GTPase. The record is from RefSeq and is a predicted model, not a curated record. The transcript has a single exon. NCBI's taxonomy places the organism in Eukaryota, Ciliophora, Oligohymenophorea, Hymenostomatida, Tetrahymenidae. Gene Ontology annotation, molecular function: GTP binding.
AUGAAAAAAGUAAAUUCUUUCAUCGUAACCUUUUUAGUGCUUCUUAUAAUUGGCUAAAUUCUGGUAAAGCCAAAAAAGAAAGUUCUUGUAAUUGGCCAUACUGGAGCAGGAAAAUCUACCUUUUGCAAUUUUUUACAUUCGAGCUACAUGUUUUAAGUUGAUGAUUUCGUAAAUUAAAGAUUUUAAACUGAAUAAUUAGAAUUAAAAGAUUAUACACUCUUUGUAACCAAUACACCUGGAUUUGCAAAUAUCAAUAUAUAAAAUAAUUCGAAUAUAUUAAGUGAUAUAGCGGAAUUUGUAAAAAAAGAAUAAGUUGAUUUUGUAGUAAUUGUGAUAAAUUAUUCUAUCAGAGCCUCAAAUGAAGAAUAUAUUUUGAAGUGGUUGCAUUAUACUCUCCCUUUAAAUAAAUAGAAUUCCUUAAUUAUAGUAAAUUAUUAUAGGGAUAUAUUAAGUUUUUGCUAGCAUGGAGAUGAAGAUGAGUGCCCGCAAAAUCAUCAAAUUGAUCCCUAAUAAAACUAAAGCGAAGAAAAUAAUCAAAAUUUUAUUAAUUUUAUCAGAAAUACCUUUACUAAUUCUACGAUAGAGAAAAUAAAUUAUAAUACUUCAUUUGAUUUAACAGAAAAGGAAUUUUAAAUUCUAAUAAAAAAAUUAAAAUAAGAAUAUCUCCCUCUAGCUUAAUUAGAUCAUACAAAAGUUUAAGAUCUUUAAUAUAAGAUAGAAACAGAACUUUAAAAGAAUGAAAGUUUUUGUAUGAAAAAAUUUAAAAUGCCAGAAGAAGAAAAAUAUUUAAGAAAAAUGACUAAACUUGAAUAGGAACUAAUAUAAUUAAAAGCCAAAUAAAAAGCUCUUCAAAAUUUAGUAAAUUCUAUUGAUCUUGAUAUAAGUUACAUUCAAAAUAAUCCAAAUAGCAUGAUUGAUACAGGAAAUUUAUUUUUGAAGGACAAUCAAAGAUUUUAAUAAAUUAAUUAAAUCAAUAAAAUUAAUAGACUUCAUGAUGAUAAAUACAACAUAAGAUUUUAAAUGUUAUCAUAGCGAAUGAUUGAAUAUAAAAUUAAGGAAAAAUUAGAAAAACUUGAAGAAGACUCUGAAUCCCUUCUUUAAAAAAUACCUUAUAAAGAGUUUAAAUAAUGUCUUCAUUCAGGUUAUGAUUAUAUUCAAGAAAUGAUGGAAGUUAAAAAUUACUUUGAAGAACUUAAUUCCUUAAGCUAAUAAAAGCAAUAUUAAUAAUGA